This is a messenger RNA of Ceraceosorus guamensis, 1234 nucleotides long. RefSeq lists its product as hypothetical. The coding region runs from base 151 to 921 and encodes 256 amino acids. Lineage: Eukaryota; Fungi; Basidiomycota; Exobasidiomycetes; Ceraceosorales; Ceraceosoraceae. The transcript has 8 exons. The record is from RefSeq and is a predicted model, not a curated record. Gene Ontology annotation, molecular function: phosphatase activity.
CUCGCUUUUCUUCGGUCGUUCAUUUUGACCACUUGGCUAAGGUAUAUAGGGUCGGCCUACUGAGAUCCUCACGCCUUCUCCAUCCUCUCCUCAAUCACCAGCAAGCAUCGAACACAUACUUCAUCGUAGAUAUAGACAUUCCUGCCCAACAUGACUACCCCAGCCAAGUACGCAGACGCCAAGAUGGUGUUCCUCACCGACUUUGACGGCACCAUCACCCAACUCGACAGCAAUGACCACAUGGUCGACACUGUCGGAAUGGGCUACACUGAGCGUCGUAAGAUCAACGAGGAGAUCAUCCACGAGCGCGUCUCUUACAAAGAGGGCUUCAGAAAGAUGGUGGAGAGCGUGCACCGCCCCUUCAAGGAGAUGGAGGAGCUUGUCAGGCGAGAUGUCACCCUUGACCCCAAAUUCAAGGACUUCCACACUUUCUGCAAGAAGCACGACAUUCCCAUCGUCGUCGUCUCUUCGGGCAUGACCCCCAUCAUCCGUAGCAUCUUCAGCAACCUGAUCGGAGAAGAGGAGGCGAACAAAAUCGAUGUCAUCUCCAACGAGGUCAACUUCACUGAUCCGGAGAAGGAGGGAAAGACUUGGGAGCUGGUCUACCGUCACCCAGACAGCCACUUUGGACACGACAAGAGCCUGAGCAUCUUGCCCUACCGCGAGCUGCCCAACCCUCCCCUCCUCUUCUUUGCCGGUGACGGAAUCUCCGACAUGUCCGCGGCACGUCACGCCGAUGUGCUCUUCGUUAAGGACAAGAAGGACAAUGACCUGAAGACUUACGUCGACAAGUACAAAAUCCCUUACACUCUCUUCAAGGACUUCAGCGUCGUUCAAGACCUCGUCGAGAAGAUUGUCAGCGGAGAGACUCCUAUCGACAGCUUGCGCAAGGCCAAGGACGCCAGUGCCAACGCUCCAUGAAGGAAUACUGUCGUGCAUUAGCCACCACGGCUGGCCAAGUCCCGUCAACUUUCAGCAAGCACGGAAUCCUCAUAAUAGAACACCCUUGGGUUUAUUUCCGAAGAAGCGUUAGCGCUGCGUCGUGCGUUUCACGAAUCUGCGAUGCCGAUCAUGUGGCAGUAGCCAGGGGAAAGAGCAUAAAAGACGAGGAAGUAUGAUACAUGGUACAGCUGGAUGGAGAGGCGAAGGGAUACUGACAAGUGGACAAGGCGCGCGUUUUCGCCUCGCUCCGAAAAUGCAAAUGUGGACCGGGCGUGGGAGGAAGGUGGACUGC